This is a messenger RNA of Diuraphis noxia (Russian wheat aphid), 1932 nucleotides long. It is a transcript of the gene Aldh-III, whose product is annotated as Aldehyde dehydrogenase type III. Lineage: Eukaryota; Metazoa; Arthropoda; Insecta; Hemiptera; Aphididae. The record is from RefSeq and is a predicted model, not a curated record. Gene Ontology annotation, molecular function: aldehyde dehydrogenase (NAD+) activity. Gene Ontology annotation, cellular component: cytoplasm. Gene Ontology annotation, biological process: aldehyde metabolic process.
UAUUAUAAUAUUGGCACCACUAAACUGUCGCGAUUUUGAUCAGUUUUAUUAAUAAUUUAUAUAUAUUUUUAACGCUGCGAAGAGACAUUUAUUUUAAAUGUCUGAUGUAACAAAGACGACGAUUCCUUUGCUAUUGGAAGUGAUUACGGCCGAAGAAAAGCUGCAGCGCUUGCACGUGGAAUCUGAGGACUGUGUUCACGGGUUGGAGGAUGAUAGUCUGACAGAGGUCGUGAUUUCUGACAAUAACCCUGAACCUCAUAGUAUUGUGUCUAAUAAAUUCACUCACGAAUAUCCUCUAUCUGUACCGACGAAUAAUUCUACGCGUGGUACAGUAACUAACGAAACUAUGGCCAACUAUGCAGAUAUUGUAGAGAAAGCUAGAACAGCUUUCAACAGUAACCAAACAAAAUCGUUACAUCUUAGAAAACAUCACCUUAGGCAACUUCUCAAACUUUUAAAGGAAAAUUCUUCAGACUUACAAAUAGCCCUAGCUUCUGAUCUAAGAAAGAGCAAGCAAGAAGCAGUAUUGUUUGAAAUUGAAUAUUUAAAAAAUGAUAUCAUCAAUGCUCUUAACUCCCUAGAAUCCUGGAUGAAAACUGAAAGGCCUGAUAAACCACUGAUUAAUAUAUUGGAUGAUGUGUUAAUACAUAAAGAUCCAUAUGGAGUUGUAUUGGUAAUGGGAGCUUGGAAUUACCCAUUACAAUUAACUUUAUUACCCGUAGUUGGUGCAAUAGCUGCUGGAAAUAGUGUUGUUAUAAAGCCUUCUGAAAUAGCUCCAGCUACUGCUAAACUCAUUGCUGAACUAGUACCAAAAUAUCUCAACAGAGAUGCUUUUCCGGUUAUUUUAGGAGGUGUAGAAGAAACAACUGAGUUACUUAAACAAAGAUUUGAUUAUAUUUUCUAUACAGGAUCAACAUCUGUAGGGAAAAUAGUAAGAGCUGCUGCUAAUGAAUACUUGACACCUGUUACGUUGGAAUUAGGCGGUAAAAGCCCUCUAUAUAUAGAUGGUACUGUUAAUAUGGAUAUUGCUGUUAAACGUAUAAUUUGGGGAAAAUGCAUUAAUGCUGGACAAACAUGUAUUGCACCAGACUAUAUUUUAUGUACACGUCAAAUUCAAAAUACAUUUGUGGAGAAAGCUAAACAAUUAUUAAAAGCCUGGUAUACUGACGAUCCAAAAAAUUCCCCAGAUUUAUGCAGAAUAGUAUCUGAAAAACAUUUUACGAGAUUAUUAGACUUGAUGACUAAUAGCGGAUCAAUCUCAGUUGGUGGAAGACAUGAUAAAAAAGAUCUCUAUAUUGAACCAACAAUAUUGACUGAUGUAAAACCUACAGAUCCAAUUAUGAAAGAAGAAAUUUUUGGCCCGAUUUUACCAAUUGUAAUCGUGGAUAAUGCUUAUGAUGCUAUCAACUAUAUUAAUAGCAGAAAUCACAGCCCGUUGGCUUUAUACGUAUUUACCAAAAAUAAAGCAGUCAUUGACAAUAUGUUGGAAAAUGUGAAAGCUGGUGGAGUUUGUGUCAAUGAUACUGUAGUGCACGUGACUGUUGAAAAUUUACCAUUUGGAGGAGUCGGUCUUAGUGGAAUGGGAGCCUACCAUGGAAAACAUACAUUUGAUACAUUUACUCAUCGGAAAAGUUGUUUAGUCAAAGAUUUCAACAUCAUUGGAGAAUCAUUUUCUUCAGCAAAAUAUCCACCAUACUCUGAUAAGAAACUAAGCAUGAUAUCUUUUUUGAUGAAGAAGAAACCAAGCAUUAAUUUCAAAUUUCUGCCAUAUUUGUUUGUAUUUGGUCUUGGGGUUUGUGCGACCUUUGCAUUCAAGUAUUUAAAUAAGGUACAUUUAAGGUCUAAUUUUCGCUUUUAAUUCAAUCAUAAUAUCACAAAAAUCAUCAAUCAUAUUAUAACACAAUAUUAAUUAUAACCUCUAUCAAGGAAUGU